AUGCAAUAUUUUAAUGGAUACAUUUAUGCUGCUGAUGCAAAGAAAGCUGAUAAAAAAAUAGAUGCUUCUAGUGAAAACAAAAAGUCAUUUGCAGCUCACUAUUCAUUGACUAUAAUCCAAAACAAUGAGGAUAUUGCAAAUCUUUUAGAAUUUAUUUAUAUUGCAGAAGUAGGAAGAGGUGGCAAAACUUUUUGCUACGUAGCAUCCAGUUUGAUAUUUUCUGGAUUGACAGUAAUGAUUUCACCAUUAAAAGCAUUAAUUUUAGAUCAAGUGAAAGAGUUAAUUAAAGUUGGAAUCCCAUGUGCAGGACUUUAUAUAACAAUAUGGCAAUCUUUGGAAUAUCAAGAGAAAAUUUUCCAAGAAAUUGCAAGUAAAAUGCUUAAAAUAUUAUUGAUAAUGCCAGAAAAGCUAAUACUCAAUCAAG
This is a messenger RNA of Funneliformis caledonium, 424 nucleotides long. Lineage: Eukaryota; Fungi; Glomeromycota; Glomeromycetes; Glomerales; Glomeraceae. The record is from the annotation of a GenBank genome assembly.